Molecule: messenger RNA, 1263 nt
Organism: Vicia faba (fava bean)
Lineage: Eukaryota; Viridiplantae; Streptophyta; Magnoliopsida; Fabales; Fabaceae
Source: the annotation of a GenBank genome assembly
AUGGUGACACCACAACACAAUAACAGCAACAAAAUCAUAGAAUCAACCCUUCUUCUACCUUCAUAUUCAAGUACAAAGAAAGAACCACCACAAGACACAUGGAACUUAGCAUGUAUAAUCUACUUCACACUUGGAAUCGGUUACUUAUUCCCAUGGAACUCAUUCAUUACAGCCGUUGACUACUUCUCUUACCUUUACCCUCAAUCAAGCGUUGACCGUAUUUUUGCUAUAGUUUCCACACUCAUUAGUCUUUCUGGUCUCUUCCUCAUCAUCCUUAACGGACACAAAUGUCAUGCUUAUGUAAGGAUCAAUGCCGGCCUUGCUUUGUUUGUUGUUUCUCUGCUGGUUGUUCCUUUGCUUGAUGUUGUUUAUGUUAAGGGUCGUGUCGGGUUGAAUAAUGGAUUCUAUGUUACUGUUGGGGCAGUUGGGGUUGCUGGUGUGGCUAAUGCUUUGGUGCAGGGCUCUGUUGUUGGAUCUGCUGGUGAGUUGCCGGAGAGAUACACACAGGCUGUCGUCGUUGGAAAUGCCACCUCUGGUAUACUUGUUUCUUUCCUGAGGAUAUUUACAAAAGUUGUUUACACACAAGAUGCCUCCGGCCUGCGAAAGAGCGCAAAUCUCUACUUUUUUGUAUCAAUUGUGAUUAUGUUAAUAUGUAUAGUUUUAUACAAUCUAGCACAAAAACUUCCCGUUAUGAAGUACUAUAAGGAACUUAAGAUUCAAGCAAUCGCUGCCGAGGAAGAGACCGGUCCUUUGACCGGAUUUGUAUGGAGGUCAACUGUAUGGGAUACUGUAAGAACAAUCAAGUGGUAUGGAUUUGGCAUCUCGCUUAUUUAUGUUGUGACGCUUGCAAUAUUUCCGGGUUACAUUACGGAGGAUGUCCACUCUAAGGUUCUUAACGAUUGGUAUCCGAUUCUCUUGAUUACCUGCUUUAAUGUGUUCGACUUUGUUGGCAAGAGUCUUACUGCAGUACACCUAUUAGAGAAUGCAAAAAUUGCAGUAGGCUGUUGCAUAGCAAGACUGUUGUUUUUCCCUCUUUUCUUUGGAUGCUUGCGCGGUCCGAAAUUCUUCCGGACGGAGAUUCCGGUGACAAUUCUGACUUGUCUUUUAGGGCUUACAAAUGGAUAUCUGACUAGUGUUUUGAUGAUUUUGGCUCCUAAAACUGUGAAGUUGCAGCAUGCAGAGACUGCAGGGAUUGUGAGUGUGUUGUUCUUAGUUUUUGGUUUGGCUGUUGGGUCUAUUAUAGCUUGGUUUUGGGUCAUCUGA